Messenger RNA from Nicotiana tabacum (common tobacco), 1446 nucleotides. The record is from RefSeq and is a predicted model, not a curated record. Lineage: Eukaryota; Viridiplantae; Streptophyta; Magnoliopsida; Solanales; Solanaceae.
AUGUCUAGGAGAAGAUGUUUUAAGUGCCAUGGUUUUGGGCAUUUGCAAGCUGAUCGUCCCAACAGAAAGGUUGUUAUGUUGUUUGAUGAAGAAGAUGAUUCCUAUCAUGAAGACAACCAACUAAUUGAGGAAGUUAAUGAGGAUGCCUAUAUAGAACCUGAUGAAGAUGAAGAAUCAUCACAACGAGAGGCCUUGUUCCACACGAGGUGUACAUCACACUGUAGGGUAUGUUCAAUGAUUAUUGAUGGUGGAAGUUUCACUAAUGCUUGUUCAGAAGAAAUGGUGACUAAAUUGAGUUUGGAGACGGAGAUUAUUAGGCACAUCAAUAAAAGAGAGCCAUUGUACAUAGCAGUAGCCGUGGAAGACUCACAAGAUGAGGAGCAUGAGUUAGAUACACGAGCUAAGAAGUUAGUUGCUAAGUUUGAUGAUGUGAUCUCUGAAGAUGCUCCGUUAGAACUUCCACCCAUGCACGAUAUUCAAUAUCAAAUUGACCUUAUACACCAAGAAUUAUUGCCAAACAAAGUAGCUUGUAGUACAAUCCCAUACAACAAGAUGAAACUCCAAAGAUUAGAUAAUCUAUUUGACCAGUUACAUGGUUCUAAGAUCUUUUCAAAGAUUUAUUUGAAGAGUGAGUACAACCAGAUUCAUAUGAGAGGAGGUGAUGAAUGGAAGAUUUCCUUCAAGACUAGCCAGGGCUUGUAUGAAUGGUUGGUAAUGCCUUUUGGUUUGUCGAAUGCUCCUAGCACAUUCAUGAGGCUUAUUACUCAUGUGUUUACACCAUUCAUUGGGAAGUUUGUAACAGUCUACUUUGACGAUAUCCUAAUUUAUAGCAAAGUGGAAUUUGAACAUGGAAAGCGUGUUGGUGCUGGAGGAGUUCUUAGCCAGGAAGGUAAACUCGUGGCUUAUUUUAGUGAGAAGCAAAGUGGAUCUAAAUUGAAGUACUCCACUUAUGAAAAAGAGUUCUAUGCUAUUGUUCGUGUGUUGCAACAUUGGAGUCAUUAUUUAUUACCAAGAGAUUUUUUGCUAUAUUCUAAUCAUGAGGCACUAAAGUAUCUUAGUCACCAACAAAAGCUCAAUGCAAGGCAUGCAAAAUGGGUAGAGUUCCUUCAAAAUUUUCAGUUCGUAAUCAAGCACAAAACUGGAAACCUCAAUCAAGUAGUUGAUGCUCUUAGUAUAAGACCAUGCUUACUUUCUAUGAUGCAAACUAAUGUAUUCGGAUUCGAUUAUAUCAAGGAGCUUUAUGAGGCUGAUCUAGACUUUGGAGAUGUUUGGAAGAUAUGCUUGGAGGGUCCACAAAGAAAGUUUGUAAUUCGAGAUGGGUUUCUUUAUUAUGGAAAGAAACUUUGCUUACCACAAAGCUCUUUAAGGGAGUCCAUUGUGACGGAAGCAUAUGAGGGUGGAUUAUCUGGUCAUUUUGGCCAUUCUAAAACAUUGAAGAUGAUUUAA